AUGGAGCGUGUGGGGGUCGGCCCCAAACCCCCGCUGACGCACGGGACAGCGAAGGUUCGGGACCGACGGGUGGCCCCGGGGCAGAGUGGUCGGCGAGGGCGGGGCGGGCGGGUGGCGGGCGGAGCAGCAGGCCGGCAGGGAGGGCGAAGCGGAGUGGAGCGGAGCGGAGCGCCGGGGCGCGGGGCGGGGCGGAGAGGCUCCGGGGAAGUCCAGCGGCGCGGGGCCCGCCCUAUAAAGGCGGCUGGGAAGCGUCCCGCAGCCAGUCCGCCGCUCGCCCCGCGUCUGGUCUCCGCCGCCCCCGCCGCCACCGCUGUCGUCGCCAUCGCCAUGGCUCGCGCCUCGCUCGUCGCCCUCUUGCUGCUGGCGCUCGCCGCCGCCCUCGCCCUAGCCGCCGCCGCGCCGCCGACCCUUCUCGAACUGACCCGGCUGCGGCGUUCGCCGGUGCCGGUGGCGGUGGCGGCCGGCGACCCGGGCCAUCACGGCCACGGCCACGGCUACGGCGGGGGCUCGGGCGGCUACUACCAGCGGCCCAGCGGCUACGGCGGCUUCGGCGGCGGCCACCGCGGCGGCUACGGCGGCCAUCGCGGCAGCUACGGCGCCUACCCGGUAGGCGGCAUCGGCGGCCUGGGCGGCGGCGGCGCCGGCGCCGGCUCCUUCUCCAGCGCCUCCAGCCAGUCCUCCAGCCAGAGCUUCGGAGGCGGGCUGGGCGGCCUCGGCGGCAACAGCGGCGCCGCCAGCCAGGCCAGCUCCAAUUCCAACUCCAACUCCUUCGGCACU
Messenger RNA from Gryllus bimaculatus (two-spotted cricket), 777 nucleotides. Lineage: Eukaryota; Metazoa; Arthropoda; Insecta; Orthoptera; Gryllidae. The record is from the annotation of a GenBank genome assembly.